Molecule: messenger RNA, 957 nt
Organism: Pristis pectinata (smalltooth sawfish)
Lineage: Eukaryota; Metazoa; Chordata; Chondrichthyes; Rhinopristiformes; Pristidae
Product: retinol dehydrogenase 8-like
Exons: 6
Coding region: 1-957 (318 amino acids)
Biological process (GO): estrogen biosynthetic process
Cellular component (GO): cytoplasm
Molecular function (GO): estradiol 17-beta-dehydrogenase [NAD(P)+] activity
Source: RefSeq, a predicted model, not a curated record
AUGGAACAAAAGACAGUCCUGAUAACUGGCUGCUCCACAGGGAUUGGCCUUGCUAUUGCUGCUAAACUAGCAACUGAUGAACAGAAGCGAUUCAAAGUUUACGCAACCAUGAGAAACCUGAAGAAACGGGAAGCGCUGGAGGAGGCAGCGGGAGAGGCAGGUGAAGGGACCCUCCACAUUCGGCAGCUCGACGUGUGUGAUGAGGAGUCCAUUCAAAACUGUCUGAACAGCAUCCCGGAGCGUCACAUUGACAUCCUCAUUAAUAAUGCAGGGAUUGGACUGAUCGGCCCAGUCGAGUGCCUCAGCAUCGAGGAGAUGAAGGCUGUGUUCGAGACAAACUUCUUCGGUGUUGUCCGGAUGAUUAAAGCGGUUCUGCCAGACAUGAAGGCACGGAGGAACGGCCACAUCGUGGUCAUGAGCAGUGUGCUUGGUCUACAGGGGAUCAUGUUCAAUGAUGUCUACGCUGCUUCCAAGUUCGCUGUGGAAGGGUUCUGUGAGAGUCUCGUGGUUCAGACCCUGAAAUUUAACAUCAAUAUCACCCUGAUAGAACCAGGGCCAGUGGUGACAGAGUUUGAGAAGAAGGUGUUUGAGGAAGCAGUGAAGGCCGAUUACUCCAGCACGGACCCAGACACGGCUGACAUGUUUGUGAAGGUUUACCUGGAGAACACCAAGAGCAUCUUCUCAAGCACGGGCCAGAGACCAGAGGACGUUGCUGAGGAGACAGUGAAGGUGAUCACCAGCGAGAAGCCACCAUUUCGCCUGCAGACAAACCCUCUGUACACUCCCAUGACAGCACUGAAACACGUCGACCCCACGGGAGAGCUUGCCACCGACGUCUUCUACAAGAUGUUAUUCCAAUACAACAAGCUGAUGCGUGCGAGUGUGGGCGUUGUCCGUCUCCUUCGCUGGAAGGCACAAAAGAUGCAACAGGGGCUGAAGAUGCUGGGACUUUACUGA